Messenger RNA from Blastocystis hominis, 1167 nucleotides. RefSeq lists its product as hypothetical. NCBI's taxonomy places the organism in Eukaryota, Bigyra, Opalinata, Blastocystidae. The transcript has a single exon. The record is from RefSeq and is a predicted model, not a curated record. Gene Ontology annotation, molecular function: polynucleotide 5'-phosphatase activity. Bases 1 to 1149 code for a protein of 382 amino acids.
AUGGAGAAGCGUUGUGUGUCGAUCGAUAUUGGAAGGAUUUGGGAUUCCUUCGUUUUCACUUAUCUCGUUCAAUUGCUGAAUAAAAACUGGAAGUCGAUCGGGUUGACAACGGAAAUAGAAUCGCGCUUGGGAAAGAUGACCGAUUCUGGAUUUGUGCCUGGAGUGAGUCAAAAAUUCUUUUUCGACAUGCGGAACUAUCUAUUGUCCAGAGACUACUGGGUGGAUCGGAGCGGAAAGAAGCAUACUCCAAAAGAAGAUGAUGAAUAUGCCAUAAUCUUCGAACAGAAUGUGCGUGUCGUUACUGUGAAGGAGGGAGAUGCGUAUUCCAUCAAAGAAGUAGCGAGGAAAAAGAGGGUGGAACAGGAAACCUUUGUAUUCGGAGAAGCUGUGUAUAGUCUGCGAAUCUCCAAUUCAGACGAAAUCCCAAUCUCCCAAAGCCAAGUCGAUGAAUAUGAAAAGGCAGCGCUCGACUAUCUCCAGAGUGGUUCUCUGUCCCGAUCCACUCGGAUCGUAACAGUUCGUCAUCGAAAGCGAACCAGCUUCAACUUUGAGAACAAAUAUGUAAUCGAUAUGACAGUGACUCAAAGUGGCGACAAUCUCCAAGAAGCAUUGAAUGGAGAUUUUACAUACGAAGUAGAAUGCGAAUUGCUGAUGCCUCGCGACAACUUUGCCCUGACCGUCUUUACUUAUUUGAAUGCUAUUCUACACCGUUUGCUGACUCAACCCGAACGGAUUUGCAUGCCACCUCCUACAAGCGUGUUUCACCCAAAGAAUGCAGCCCGACUCAAAUGGGCAUCUCUCUGUCCCGUCGCAGUCAAUAGCGAUAUCGAAUUGACCUCAUCGAAGGGAUACGAUGAUGCUCUGAUUGAGUGGUGCCGACAGCAGAAUCCCGAGAACAGAGCGAUUCUGCCGAUGAAAGUAGCGACGCAGCUCAAAUGGUCGGUUGCCUAUCCAGAAAAGUACUAUACAAUACGAUGGGAGGCAGUGGAUAUGGGAAGGCAGCAGAAGGACACUCUCCAAAUAAUUAAUCAGUCCGGAACAAUCCACACGGAGGACGGAAAGGUAUUUCAUUGUUGUGAAUGGCAGUAUGAGGGCGUCAUACCGAACAAUCUAGUUGCUUCCAUGAAGCGUCAAUCUAGCGCACAGUAAUAAGUGUUUUUGAUUUAC